CCUUCCCACAGUGAAAGCAAAAGCGAAGCCACACCUUCCAGUGCGUGGACGUGUGAGAGAGAGAGAGAGAGCUGUACCAACAGUGAAACCCUAGGGAGGAGUGUAUACGGACCUUCUCUGGUCUCAUGAAGGGUUACAGAGACAAUGGUGGUGGCGGUGGUGGUGGUUUCGGAGCGCGGAAUAAGACGGUCUAUGAUGAUGUAUUUGGUGGCCCACCCAAGUUUGGAGCUACGACUCUUCCUCCUCGCCUUGAGGACUACACUGAGAUUUUUCAGGGCUUUCACGCUUCCCGAGGCUCUUCAAUUCCUGUUCUAGAUCUUCCGCCGCCCUCCGAAGAGUGUGACGACGUUUGGUUUGAUGUACAGAGCUCCAAGCUUGAUUACUCUGAAGUUUUCGGAGGUUUUAACGGCCUUGAUUUUGCGGUUUCAUAUGAAGAAUUGUUUAAUAGCUCGAAAGUUGGAGAUGAUGAUUCCUCGGAUGAUGUUUGGACUCCGGUUCAAAGUGAAUCACCGUCGGAUGAAUCAGAUCCUUAUGCCUCUCUGGAGACGAAUCAGCACGUGCCCAAUGCAGAUGCCAGCCAAUUGUUUAGUGUGAAAUUGCAUAAUGAGCCUAAUAUGGAAGCAGAGAAAGACAUGGAAAAUGAUUCUCAGUUUCUUGAUCUCCCUGGGUCUACUGUAUUAGAUAACCAGGCACUCCCAAGUAACAUGGAAAAUGAGAAAUCGUUUUCACUGGCUAACAACGAUCGUUGUGCAAGUAAGGAUUUUGGUGGAGUUGCUGAAGGGAAACGGCUUAAGAAAUCUCUUUCACAACCGCUAGAUAGUGUUUGUGGCACAGAAAGAUAUGGAUGUGAUGUAAGUAAUCUUGUAGGAGAUCAGAAGGCUUAUCCUGUAGGGACUAGACCAGUUCUUUCUGUGUCUGGUGUCAGCCUUAAAACUCAGCCUUCCCACUUACCACCACCCUCGAGGCCACCACCUGCUUUAACGUCAAAGAAGGGAGAUACUGGCAGUUCCAAUUUGAAACUCAAAACGUCUAAGAGCUAUGCGUUUGAACGGAUGACAGGUGACCAGUCACCACCUUACUUUGACGUUGAGAUAGAUGCAAGUUCAUCUGCUGCUGCAGAUGCUGCGGCUAUGAAAGAUGCAGUGGAACAAGCUCAAGCUAAGCUAAGAAGUGCAAAAGAAUUGAUGGACAGAAAGAAAGAGGGUCUUCAAGGUCGUUCAAGGCUGCGGAUGGAGAAUAAUGUAGGAGAUAAAAAGGGAAGGGUAAAUGAGGAUUAUGAGAGGGCCAAUAGUUUUGGAGGCAAGAGAAUGAACGGAUCAAUUGAAAGAGAUAGUACUAGAACAAGACUUGAUGUAAGAGAGGAAAGCCAAAACAUAAAAAUAAUCAAGGAUGUGAAAGGUUCUGUAGAUGGGGAAAGGAAUAAAACUGAAGGUGGAAAACCCAUUGAGAGAAAGACCGAAAAGGAACACAAGAUGCAUCUAGUAUUGGAUGAGACUAAAGGAACUGUUGCAUCAAGAGAGGUAACACAACCUUUUGAAAAUGUUGUGAGGAGGCAGGUUAAGGAUGCAGGGAUUUUGGAGCCAGAUGCCAGGUCCAGGGGGUUCAAACAGAAUAACAAGGUCGUCCUUGAAUCUUUUCACCAGACGGAAGAUGGUAAGAAUCAACAAGAAAGAGAGCCUUUGGUGGAGAACGACAAGACAAAAGAAACACUUGAUAGCUCUCACAGGGAAGAAGAGCACCUAAAGGAACCUACUAUAGCUCAGAAAACCUGCCAACCAAGAGAGAUGGAAAAAAAGUUUUUUGUUAGCCAGCAGCAUGGAGAAAUUAAGGCACUAAGUGAUGCUGAUGACAGUGAAUUGUAUGAGAACCUAAUAGAAAUUCAGCUAAAAGAUAAUGAUAUGGAAACUGGGAUAAAACUAGUAGGAGCUAACGAGAAAGUAGUUAUUGAGAAUCUACUUAAAAAUGAUAACGAGAGGAAAGCACUUGGCAUGGGAUCAGAUCCUUAUGACUGGGAAGAUUUGGAUGUUGGAUUUCACGAUACUACUGAGAAAGAACAUGAGAGGGGUCUAAAGGAGACCGAAGUGCAGGAUGAAAAAGAGGCUCAGCAACUGGUCCCUCCUGAAAUAGCAAUAAUUCAGAGUAAAGAAGAGGAUCAUGAAGAAGGCACCGAGAGAAUAGUUAAAGAUCCUUUCUGUUGGGAAGAUGAUGAGAAGAUGCCAGUAAAUGCUUCUGAGCAGUGGUCAGAAGAGAGCGAUAAGAUAUCAGAAACCGUUUCUGAGCAGGAGCAGUACAAAAAGGAGCAAACACCGGAUCACAUUGAGGAAAUAUUGCAGGAAGAUUUUAUGCAGAACGAAGAUAAGAUAAAAGCAGAAGAGGCUAUUGAGCAGGACGAAAAGGUAAAAGAGAAGGAAAAAGCUUGUGCAAAAGAUGAUAAUGUGCAGACACUAAAUCAUGCUGCCGCAAAUGAAAAUACUGACACAAGCCAUGGAAUUGAUUGCAAUUCAGUAGGAAAUAGAAUAUUACUGAACGACAAUGAAAGAGAAGAAAGUAAGGCAGGGAAGGAAGCUGUUUCCGAAAAUGAUGGUAUUGAGAAGGAACAGGAGGGUAUCAAGUGGGAUGACGAUAAUAAGAGGCUAAGCUCGAAUGAAGAAAAUGAAUCAACCACAGGGGAGAAUUCAGAGGCAUCAGAUGUGGUAUACCAAGCGGAUGAUAAUGAGAUCUUAGAAGCUACUGAAGAUGUUCAACAGGAUAUUCCUAGUGAAAGAAAUGAAGUUACCCCGGAAACCCUUUUCACUGUGAAGAAUGGGAAGCCAAGGAGCAAUGGACACAAUGAGAAGGUAGAAGGAACUGUUGAUCAAAUACAUGAGGUGGGUGAAGACUCGUUUUCCUCAUCUGGCUUAAACCAAAGCGACAUGCAAGGUGUAAAGGUUGAAGUAAGAGUAGCAGGUGUUCCAAGCUCAAUUUCUUCGAUAGAAAGUGCAGGAAAAAUAUAUGGCGUCAAUGUCGUUGGACAAACACCAAUGGGGAAUGAUAAGAGAACUUUCGAAUCGAAGAAUUCCAUUAAUUUCACUCAUAAUCAUGAAGGCAAAAGGACGAAUGUUCACCCUGAUGGAAGAACAAAUACAACUACCUACCCUCAAGUUGCCAAGGAGUGGGUCGAAGCUGAAACUAAGCCUCUAUCUGAUCAAGUUGACUCUUUAAGAAAUACAAACAAUGCUGCUUCAAAGGUUGCAGGCAGAAGCAUGGAACGGAAGGACGAGAUUCGUAACAAGGCCGUUUCAGAGGACAGGGAAAAGGAGGAAAAGUUGCAGAGAGAAAGAGAGCUAGAAAAUGAGCGCCUUAGGAAAAUAGAAGAAGAGAGAGAGAGACAAAUAGAAAGAGAGAAAGAUCGGAUGGCCGUUGAUAGAGCUACCCUUGAAGCUCGUGAAAGGGCAUUUGCUGAAACCAGGGAGAGAGCUGAAAGAGCUGCUGUGGAUAGAGCAACUGCAGAGUUCCGGCAACGAGCCCUGGCAGAGGCUCGAGAAAGAUUAGAAAAAGCAUGUGCCGAGGCUAGGGAAAGGUCGCUAGCUGAAAAGGCAAUGGAGGGGAGGCUUAGAGUCGAAAAAGCAACCGCAGAGGCACGAGAAAGAGCAGAAAGAUCAGUUGGUGAUAAAUUUUCUGCUUCUAAAAGUAGCACAAUGAGACAAAAUUCUUUAUCCUCUGAUCUGCCGGAGUCGCAAUUUCAGAAAGCUGGGUCUUACAGUGGAUUAAAAUAUUCUCAGACUGCAGCACAAAACGGAGAUGAAGGUGAAUCACCACAGCGGUGUAAAGCUCGUUUGGAGAGGCAUCAGAGAACAGCUGACCGUGCAGCAAAAGCUCUGGCGGAGAAGAAUAUGAGGGAUCUUGUUGCUCAAAAAGAACAAGCAGAGAGAAACAGAUUGGCCGAAGGUCUUGAUGCUGAAGUAAAAAGAUGGUGUAGCGGGAAACAGGGCAAUCUGCGUGCAUUGCUUUCAACAUUACAAUAUAUUCUUGGGUCGGAAAGUGGUUGGCAGCCAGUUCCAUUAACCGAAGUUAUUACUACUGCUGCUGUAAAAAGGGCUUACAGAAAAGCCACUCUUUGCGUCCAUCCUGACAAACUGCAACAGCGUGGUGCAACAAUUCAGCAAAAGUAUAUUUGUGAAAAGGUUUUUGAUCUUCUCAAGGAAGCAUGGAACAAAUUCAACUCGGAAGAGCGGUAGUGGUCGCGGUGGCGGUGACGAUUGUUGUUUGAAUUUAUUCCAUGUGAUUCAUGGGGGUGAAGCAAGUAAAAAUCCUUUGAUUCCUCUUUCAAAUACUUUGUUUUUGUUGUAAAGUUUUUCAAAACAGAGAGAGAGGGAGGAUGCCAAUCCAUCAUCUCCUAUCAAAAAUCACAACUCAUUUCAUCAACCCCUGGAAAAUGGGUAUCUGAAUGAAAUUCAUAAAACUAUAUGUGCUUCCAAUAUAUCUUAUAGAG
This is a messenger RNA of Cynara cardunculus var. scolymus (artichoke), 4471 nucleotides long. Its product is annotated as auxilin-like protein 1. The record is from RefSeq and is a predicted model, not a curated record. The transcript is spliced from 8 exons. The coding region runs from base 126 to 4217 and encodes 1363 amino acids. Gene Ontology annotation, molecular function: clathrin binding. Gene Ontology annotation, biological process: clathrin-dependent endocytosis; clathrin coat disassembly. Gene Ontology annotation, cellular component: cytoplasm; intracellular membrane-bounded organelle; vesicle. NCBI's taxonomy places the organism in Eukaryota, Viridiplantae, Streptophyta, Magnoliopsida, Asterales, Asteraceae.